Messenger RNA from Elaeis guineensis (African oil palm), 332 nucleotides. The record is from RefSeq and is a predicted model, not a curated record. Lineage: Eukaryota; Viridiplantae; Streptophyta; Magnoliopsida; Arecales; Arecaceae.
GUCUGACCGGAUUGGUCAUUCUGGAUUGUUGAUGUGCUGUGAUAUAGAACGAAGCCUAUUUUUCCCUAACCGUAAGUAAUCAAGCAAAGAUCAUCGGGCAAGGAGGUGUUUUUGAAGGUGGUUGUCGGCGAUGGAAUUCUGUCCGACAUGCGCGAUGUUGCUGCAGAUCGAGCCCGCAAACAGUGGGCGGAAGCUGCGGCUCUUCUGUCCUACGUGCCCUUAUGUCUGCCCCAUCGAGAACAAGAUCGUUAAGAAAGAGCAUCUGGUGAAGAAAGAAUUGGAGCCCAUCUUUAGUGGAUCGGAUGCCAUGAAGUUUGCUCCCAAAACCGGAA